AUGAGGUGCUGCACAAGGCUGUGGCAAUUCGAUACUUGCCAAGCACAACAGCGGAUAUGGUUGGAACCCGAAUUCUGGGGCAGCUCGUGGAACUCUUCGAGGAGAGUGCUGACGGAAAGUGGCGGAAGAUGGAAGAUUCAGAAAGUGGUGAGGAGGGCUGGAUGCUUCUGCAGCACCCCCAGCCCCUAG
Messenger RNA from Symbiodinium natans, 189 nucleotides. The record is from the annotation of a GenBank genome assembly. Lineage: Eukaryota; Dinophyceae; Suessiales; Symbiodiniaceae.